AUGGAAAGAUUAUUGAAAAUUAAAGACUCAAUAAUAUUGUAUCUUAACAACUACGAGCAACUUUCCAUAACUCUCGAUGAUUGGAAAAUAAUGGAAAAAUGUGUAAACAUCUUAAAACCUUUUGAGGAGGUUACUCGAGAACUUAGCAGUUCAACUAUUUCGAUUUCGUCGGUUAUACCAUUAAUACACAUUCUCACAUCUAAAUUAAAUAAAGAAAAAUCAUUGGAAAGCGGUCCACCUUAUGUAGCCAAAAUAAUUGAAACGCUUAUGUAUGAGCUGAAUUUCAGAUUUUCUGAUUUAAGACAAACACCAAUAUUUUCAAUAUCAACAUAUUUGGAUCCAAGAUACAAACUAAAGUUUUUUGGCGAGGAUGAUAAAAAUAAGAUUCGCUCUGAACUUGUAAAAUUAAUACAUCAAAAUUAUUCCGAUGUUGAAGUGUGCAAUUCUUCAACAAAAAUAACAGAGAAAACUACUUUAAUAGCUAAUGACAACGACGCAGGUCCCCAUAACGCUUCAUCACAAAUACAAGCUGAUAUAGAAAUGUUUUUAAAUGAAGACAGCAGUGAUAUUGAAUACGAAGUGGAUGAAAUAUUAACAGUUUCUGAAAUAAACGAGAUAUUAAAAGAAUAUGAUAAGGAACGAAAAGUUCACAUUUCCCAAGACCCACUACUAUGGUGGAAAAAAAACUGUUUAAAAUAUAAAAUUUUAGUUCCGGUAGUACGUCAGUUUCUAUCCACUCCCCCCGGAAGUGUUCCUAGUGAACAAUUAUUUAGUGGAGCUGGGUAA
Lucilia sericata (common green bottle fly) is the source of this 786-nucleotide messenger RNA. RefSeq names its product zinc finger BED domain-containing protein 4-like. Gene Ontology annotation, molecular function: protein dimerization activity. Lineage: Eukaryota; Metazoa; Arthropoda; Insecta; Diptera; Calliphoridae. The record is from RefSeq and is a predicted model, not a curated record. The transcript has 2 exons. The coding region runs from base 1 to 786 and encodes 261 amino acids.